Messenger RNA from Amaranthus tricolor (Joseph's coat), 1240 nucleotides. RefSeq lists its product as uncharacterized. The record is from RefSeq and is a predicted model, not a curated record. The transcript is spliced from 5 exons. The coding region runs from base 437 to 979 and encodes 180 amino acids. Lineage: Eukaryota; Viridiplantae; Streptophyta; Magnoliopsida; Caryophyllales; Amaranthaceae.
ACACUUGACAUGUGGCUAUGAUUAUUUUUGCUUCAUAGUUUUGUCCUGAAUCCAAAACCCAUAGAAGCACAGGCGAGUUCAUCUUUCACUCUAAGCCAAAAGCAAUAAGAUUGUGGUUUUUGAAAUGAGAAGAUACAAUUAUUGGUGAAAUUGAAGAAAUCGAUUCCGCAAUUUCAGAUUGCGAACUUAAAUUAGUUGUAGAAAUUGCGAAAAUCAAUGAUUAUUCUAAAGAAUUAGGUUAAUAGCAAGUGUUUUCCGAUGAAUGGUGAGAACUCGAGAAACAAUGAGUUAUCCUUCCGUCCUUUGCUGUGGAUAGUUUUACUCCCACUUUAUGAUUUUGAAUUUCAAUUCGAUGAAGAUUGAGAAAUGUUGGUGCAGUAGGAACUAGGAAGUGAAUAAAGCUCCACAUAACAAGAACAUAAGAAUUAUAUAAGUUAUGGUUGCAAUCAUAUCAUCCCCUUGUUCUCUAAAUUUGAUAUGUGGGAGGAAGAACCAUCAGUUGCUCCACCAAAGAUUUUCUCAAAAUGCUGCUUUUACAAUGCUGAAUUUGCCUUCCUCGGGAAUAGAUAUUAUGAUUAACCAUAUUAUUACUAGAAGGAAAAAGGCUCCUCUCUUUGCAAAGUCUAGCGAAUCCGAGGAAUCAGUCCCUUCAUGGGCAAAGCCUGACUCUGAUGAUCCACCGCCUUGGGCUCGUGAUGAGGGCAAACAGAAUGACUUGAAGACCGACUUUGAUGUCCCAUUCUAUGUUUAUCUACUCGCCUCAGCUAUCACUGCUAUAGCUGCUAUUGGUUCAAUAUUCGAGUAUGCAAAUAAAAACCCGGUUUUUGGAGUUCUAAACUCAGACAGCAUAUUCUAUGCUCCUUUGCUUGGAUUUUUCGCGUUCUCUGGAAUUCCAACUUCGGCUUUCCUUUGGUUCAAAUCCGUUCAAGCUGCCAACAAGGAAGCCGAAGAACAAGAUAGGAGAGAUGGCUUUCGAUAAGGUCACUAGAUGUUAGGCAUUUGGUUCUUGUUUCUAUGUUAUUCUGAAUCAUUUGUAGCAAUGGUAAAUUCCAUCUUGUAAUUAGCUCAAUCUUGUUGCUUUUCUGAAAUUUGCAAAAGAAAAGUUUGUACGAAUAAUCCAGUUGUAUUGUUUAAGCUUAUUCUCGUUUUUGUCAUUCUUGACACCAGAAUAAAAUCCACAUAAUCUGUCAUCUGGUAAUGGUUGAUUGCUCUAUGUUGAAGAUUGGUGCUUUUUGUUGCA